CGACACCAUGGGGAUCAUGUACGAAAAACGGCCACUAAAGAGGCCCCGGCUGGGGCCUCCAGACGUAUAUCCGCAAGAACCGCGUCAAAAAGAGGACGAGCUUACGUCCACGAACGUAAAACAUGGCUUCUCGACGACACCACAGUCCAGUGACGAGUUUGGUACGGCCAGGAAUUUCAACUACUCCUCGUCCAAGAUUGGCCAAUUUUUCUCUGGCAUUCUGUCAAAGAAAGAGGAGCUGAACACACUUCCAGAUUGUGGUCGGAAAAGACAGCAAGUGAAUCCUAAAGAUAACUUCUGGCCCGCCACAGCUCGCACCAAAGCUCAGAUUGAAGCUUGGUUCAAAGACUUAGCUGGUAGUAAGCCCCUUUCUCAACUGGCUAAGAAGGCUCCAAAUUUCAAUAAAAAAGAAGAAAUCUUCAUCACAUUGACGGAGUACCAAGUGGCGAUGCCUAGGGCUGCAUGGUUCAUUAAACUGAGCUCUGCUUAUACAGUUGCAGUGUCUGAGGCUAAGAUAAAAAAGAGACAGCUUCCAGAUCCCACUACAGAAUGGACUACUACAUUAAUAAAGUUCCUAAAGGACCAAAUACCAAAAUUAGCAGAACAUUACCAAAGUGCUAUUCCUGGGAAUGAGAAAACUCCUCCAUCACAGUCAGGUCAAGGUACUCCAAGCCACAGUUCAUCUGGAAAUCCACCUGGAAGCUCUACUCCUAACUCAACUAUUCCAAACUCUAUGCAUUCUCCUGGAAAUACUAGUACACUGGGCUCAACCACACCAGGUUCCGAAAGUAUAGACUGGCGGCAAGCACUCAGAUUGUGGAACUACUGCACACGUCUCGCCAAGUACUUGCUUGAUGAGGGCUUGUUGGACAGACAUGACUUCCUCACGUGGAUAAUUGAGCUUCUGGACAAGAGGGCACCUGAUGAUGGACUUUUGAGGCUGUUCCUGCCGCUGGCUUUACAACACAUGUGCGAGUUUGUCUGUUGCGAGGGCCUAUCUCGUCGAUUGGCGACCACCUGUGCUAAGAAAGCCGCGGCGAUAUGCUCGGUCCUUUCCGAGACCACGCUACGAACGUUGAAUCAACCGGCUGUGUUCUCCAAACAGGCUGAUAGAACUGACACAAACGGUGUGCCCUUGUCUCCAGCCCCCAACGAAACACCGAACGGCGAUGUGAAACUCAACAUAUCUCAAAUAAAGCGUUCCGCCACGCCCGCCGACCAGAAUCAAGGAACCCUUAACGCCAACUCUCUUGGUACACCUAAUCCUAAUCAUUCCCUAGGUACCCCUAACCCUACCCAUUCCUUAGGCACCCCUAACCCUACCCAACCUAUGGAAGUGCAAGUAAAAGAAGAAAACGAAUCUCCACCUAGAGACAAUAAACCUACAAUUACUUCAGUCAUAACAGCAUCUUUAAACCCCGUGCAAGUUGGUUUUGGAGAAAUAUUGAACUGCGCGUAUCAUAGAGAUGUUAUAAUACAAUUGGCCACUAUAUUGCAAAUAAUCUGUAUCGAAUGCCCAACGGCGAUGGUAUGGUCGGGCUGCGGAUCGCACCUGCAAGGUUCACCGCUGGACCUAUUACCGCUGCCACCGUCAGCACUUCCCAUGCCACACAUGGACUCUUCUCUCACAGAGGAACAUCGGCGAAUGGUGUAUGAAUCUGAGCAAGAAAUUGCAGCAAGAAGCAAAAAAGCUGAAAGCAAAUGGUGCACUGACAAAUGGCAAACCAGCUCGCAAGCUCGCGUUCUAGCGGUAUUAGAAGCCCUAGACAGACAUUGCUUCGACCGUGUGGACCAAAAUAAUAACUUGGACACCCUCUACAAAGAAGUGUUCGCCAACUGCACGCCGCCUUCCAAAGACGCUGUUGAUACCAAAGACCAAGAAUGGCCGUGCUCCUAUGCAGUAGUGAAAGUGCUAUGCGAAUGGGCGGUAUGCGGUGCACGGUGGGGCGAGCACCGCGCAAUGGCGGCCGCCGCGCUGCUCGACAAACGACAGCAUCAGCUGUUACAUCAGCACCAUGACCAUCACGCUACGGGUUCAGAUGACAAGGAAUCAGUAAGCUCCGGUCAGGGUCUUUACAACGGUCCGCCUAUCUUUCAAAACCUCCUUCUUAGAUUCUUAGACAACGAUGCUCCAGUAUUAGUCUCUUUUUCAGACGAAAGUCCAAGCCCUCCACCGGGCAAUAGACAACAGUUCGCGAAUUUAGUGCAUUUAUUCGGAGAAUUAAUUCGACGAGACGUGUUUUCACAUGAUGCCUACAUGUGCACGCUUAUCUCUAGGGGCGAUUUAAUUUCUCCUACGGAGCCGGCAUCGUCUGGCACAGCAAACUGCCACACAGUGGCGCCUCCUGCGAAUAGUUCUGGAACUAAUCAUAAUAUGGACGAUGACAUCUUUGCCGGCAUUGACCUGAAGCCUAAAAUGGAGGAAAACGUUCGAAUGGAUCUAGAUGACUCGAAAAUAGACGAUGAUUUAGAUAAAUUAUUGCAACAUAUCAAAGAAGAUCAGCAAAAUUCUAUGGAUGCACCCGACAGUCCUAAGGAUCCUGGAGAACCUUCCCAUAGCGUAAAUUCGCCAAUGAUGGGACCAAGUGGGAUGAGCAUACCCGGUAUGCAAUCCAUGGGAAUGGGACCAAUGUCUGUGCCAGGUAUGCGUACAACAAGCGCAGGCCCGUCGAGUGUCUGCCCAACACCGGCGUCAGUGUCGCGGCAUUACCACUACACGAUGCACUUCCCUUUGCCGCCCGCCGAGCCGGACCACACACCGCACGACGCCAACCAACGGCACAUACUGCUGUACGGCGUCGGACGACAACGGGAUGAGGCUAAGCAUGUCGUUAAAAAAAUGACCAAAGAAAUCUGUAAGUUAUUCUCUAAGAAAUUCUCUAUCGAUGUCGCUGAAGGUGGAAAGAUUAAGAAACAUUCCAGAAGCGAAUUUAACUUUGAAGCUGUUACUCAAAAGUUUCAGUCAAUGUCAAUGUAUGAACAAGGGGCAGUUUCAUGGGCUGUAGGCGGCGCGGUAUGCGAAGCCCUAGCAGCGUUCUCAAGUGGUGCCACAUCAUACCUUCCGCAGCCCGAGCAUGUCGCGUUCGCUCUCGACUUGUGUGAAAUCGCGCUUAAUGUUCAUGGACUUAUUGACACUUGCAUACAGAUACUAAAAGAGCUAUCAGAAGUGGAAGGAGCGUUAAUAUCACGCGGUGCGCCGAGCAGUGGUCUAGCAGCCCCACGGGCGUACACUUCGGCUCUUGCCCUUUAUACGGUCGGCGCUUUGCGGAGAUACCACUCGUGUUUGUUGUUGUGCGUAGAACAAACGUCAGCGGUAUUCGAACAAUUAUGCCGAUUGGUCAAAUGCGUGGUGAACCCGGGCGACUGUGGGUCAGCCGAGCGAUGUGUGCUAGCGCAGCUACAUGAUUUAUACAAGGCAGCAGCCCAUCUCUGCCACGCACCACAUGCUGAUACCUUCGCCAACGCUUACCCUAAGAUUAAGCAAGCUCUCUAUUCCCCACUAACACCUACACCGUCCAGUUACGUCUAUAAUCCACAAUUUUUAAGCGAAUUUUUUACGAAUCCGCGUAAAGGUAAAAUUGAAAUCGCAUGGGCGCGUCAAGUGGCAGAGUCUCCGGUGAACAGGUACAGCUUUGUUUGUUCCGCAAUGUUGGCGGUUUGCCGCGAAGUUGACAAUGACCGAGUCAACGAGCUGGGCGUACUCUGCGCGGAAAUGACAGCAUGGUGCAGUAGCCUCGCAGCCGAAUGGCUCGGAGCUUUAGUGGCUCUAUGUGGCGCACAGCAUUACCCCGCAGGCGCUCCACCACAUACCGCCCCACCGCCGUUGUACCCUGACCUAUUGCACCAUAGAGAUUUGCAUGACGCCGCGGCUCAUGAUGCGUUGGCAGUGUUUACUUGUAUACUUGUUGCGCGUCACUGCUUCUCUCUAGAAGACUUCGUCCGCCACGCAGCCCUUCCGUCUCUUCUAAAAGCCUGUGGCGGCGGUGGUGUCUCCGGCAACCCCGCAAACGCUCCUUCGCCCGACACGGGGGCAAGACUGACUUGUCAUUUAUUGUUAAGGCUAUUCAAGACUGUUGACACUCCGCAACCAGGUUUAUACAGUGUAUCAACCUCCCCUGGCCCCGGCGGUACUGCAGCUGGCGUGCGUUUGUCCUGCGACAGGCAUUUGCUCGCUGCUGCUCACAAGAACAUCGGCGUGGGACCUGUGCUGGCUACGUUAAAAGCUAUUCUCAUGGUGGGAGAUUCAACCGCACGUGAUGGCGGUAAACCCGGCGGCAAGAAGUCCUGCGAGCUGUCACAUAUACUCGGCACCAGCGACACCGUGCCCACCGAUGCUCAGCUGGAACUUAUGUCGAUGGUAGACUCAGAGAUGAGUGGGGGCCAUAGAACUCCUAGGGGCAGCGGUGGCGUCGGUUCGACCUUACUAGAUUCGUCACAGUCGCUAUCGUCACUUGCACGACGAGUGCUAGCUGAGAUCUGUUCGGAAGAAUGGGUACUGCAGAAAUGCCUGCAGAACCCUGACGAACUCUACCAGCCUGACAUGCUACUGGACUCCAUGCUCACGCCACGACAGGCGCAAAGGUUGCUACACAUGAUAUGCUACCCCGACUCCGCCAGUCAUACGCAACCCGAUCUAGAUCAAAAGACUAUGAUAACUCGAUUGCUAGAAAACCUCGAGCAAUGGUCUCUCCGCAUGUCGUGGUUGGACCUGCAGCUGAUGUUCAAGCAAUUUCCCAGCGGGUCGGCGGAAUUGAGCGCUUGGCUCGACACUGUUGCACGCGCCGUCAUCAACGUCUUCCAACAACCAGCACCGCCGCCACCUGAUAAGGAUAGAACGGGCACUGAUCGCGGAGUAGUGAGCACGAGCAAAUGGUCUGAAUCGGUGUGGUUGGUCGCGCCCCUCGUGGCGAAACUACCCGCUGCUGUACAGGGACGCGUCUUAAAGCAGGCUGGACAGAUUUUAGAAACUGGCUGGGGCUCCGGAUGUAGCGGUAAUUGCUCGAGCGGCAGCGGCGGCGGAGGAGGCUCGCACCGCGACUGCAAGAGCCAUCAGAGUCCUAGCUAUAAAGGGUCGACAGGCGCUGGCAGUGGCGGCAAGCGCGGCGUUAGCGGUAGCUCCUGCGGUGGUGGAUGCGGGUGCGGAGGGGGCAACAACAUCCGACUCGCAAACGAGCCUUUGCUCUCCCUCGUCUUAACAUGUCUUAGGCACCAGGAUGAUCAAAAAGAAAGCCUGCUCAGUUCAAUCCACGCUCAACUGCAACACUACUUAACCCACACACGCGACCAUGAACGGUCAACGUGCAGCGACUCAUGGCAAGACGAGGUCGCCCCGGAAGCUUUACAACUCCGUUUUUCACUCGCUGGCGGCAUGUUCGACGCCAUACGAAGAUCUUAUCAACUAAUUUCAGAUUGGGCUGUACUAUUGACACAACUGGUGGCCCAUCAAGUUGUUGAUGCUUAUAAUAAUAGUCUGUGUCGCAGCAAUUUGUUCACGACAUUGAUCGACAUGCUUGCCACUUUGAUCCACUCGACACUCGCCGACGGAGGCGACGAUAACAAUCGCAAACACUAUCAAAACCUGAUGAAGAAGUUGAAGAAGGAGAUCGGCGAUCGUCAUGGACCUUCUGUGCAGAGUGUGCGACAACUGUUACCUUUGUCUAAGAAUACUAUUAUUGAGGUAAUCGCUUGCGAACCAUUAGGGUGCCUGGUGGACCAAAAAGGAAACAAAAUUACAGGCUUCGAUAGCGACAAAAAACAGGGUCUCAGAUUAACGGACAAGCAACGAGUAUCAAGCUGGGAACUAGUGGAAGGUGGGCGGAACCCAGCUCCCCUCUCUUGGGCCUGGUUUGCUGCCACCAAGGUUGAAAGGAAACCCCUUACUUACGAGAAUGCACAUAGAUUACUCAAAUACCACACGCACAGCUUAGUGAAACCGCUAAGCUACUACUUAGAAUCUCUGCCACUGCCUCCCGAAGAUCUCGAAACAAAUGAGAGUAAACAGGACAAUGGAAGCCUAGACGGCAGUCCCACUAGUGCUGGAAAGGGUCGAUCGCGAUCGUCAUCUUGCAAGAAGAUGAAGAAAUCAAAGCCCACUACGCCAACGAGCGGUCCGCCAGUGCCGAGCACGAACGGCGGACCUACGGGCAUAACGCCUGCACCGGCGCAGCAGCCGCAAUUCAUGCAGCAACAGCAGCAGUGGUUCCCGCCACCAGGACAAAAUUAUUACACUCCACCAGCUGGCGUAAGCCCUCGCAGUGUUGCGCCCCCAGCCAACACGCAGUCGAAGCAAGCCAUCACUAACAUGCUGCGGCAACGACUUCCAUUUAACCAGAUGUCACAGAUGCAGCAGCAAAGUGGAGGUUAUCCCGGCGCCCCACACCCUCGAGGGCCGCCAUUCCCGCGCCAAGGCAUGCGACAGAUGCAGCCCAAUCAAAUGGGUCAAAUGCAACCAAACCAAAUGAACCCAAUGAGUGCAAUGAGCGGCAUGGGACCAAUGGGCCAAAUGACCAGCGUUCAAAUGGGACCUGGUGCAAUGGGCCCUAACCAGAUGGGAGCCCAGCAGAUGGGUGCUGGUCAAAUGGGAGCAACUCAGAUGAGCGCCGGCCAGAUGGGUGGCAUGGGCGGGCAGAUGUUCGGUGGACAGUACGGCGGAAUGCAGCAGGGGUAUGGCGGAUAUGGACAACAGAUGUUGCAAGGUGGCCAACAGCAGAUGAUGAACCAGGGUAUGGGACAACAAGUAAACCAAAUGAGUCAACAAGUAAAUCCCAUGGGGCAAGGCGUUAACACGAUAGCCCAAAACGUUGGCCAAAUGAACCAGGGCGUAGGACAAACGGGUCAGAUGCCACAAGGCAUGGGACAGAUGGGUCAGGGUAUGGGACAAAUGGGGCAGGGCAUGGGACAGAUGGGACAAAUGGUGCAAGGUGGGGCAAUGGGCGGAAUGAACAGUCAAGGUGGUGGAAUGGGACCGCAGGGUGGUAACGCUAUGGGAGGAUUCCCUGGACAACAAUCAUUCCAACAGAAUAUGAUGGGUGGUCGUACAAGCCAAGAGGCUGCUUAUAUGGCCCAACAGAGACAAAACGCGCGACCACAGUAUAAUAUGCAGGCUCCAAACGUAACAAUGGGCGGGAUGGGUGGACCAGCGCCACCGUACCCUCGUGGUAUCCAACCUCAACAGAGCGCUCAAUAUCAGCAAAUGACUCAACAGCAGCGCAUGCGACAGCAACAAAUGCUGGCCAUGCAACAACAACAGCAGGGUGGCCUGGUCCAGCACCUACAGAGACAACAGUACCAGCCGCCCUAUUAGUCUCUGCGAUUCCGGCUGCGGCUCGCGCUCGCCAAUCGUAUGCCAGCUGCAUCAGCCGAGGAUCCACAAACUGACUAAUAACACGGUCAAUGCUAAACGAACUGAAUAAAACAUAUUUACGAUUCGAACUAUAUGAAAAUAUAUUUAUAAUACGAACUGACAAAUAAAAAUAUGUUUAUGACAAACCAAUUGACCAAAAAACACGCUUUAAAAAUUAUGAACACAUAACCGUUAAAUGAUGUCAAUACAACCAGUGGAAGUGGGUGAAAUAAUUGCAAGAACUUAUUAAUGAAAAGCGUGUUAGCAACUUACAAAUUAAUAGUGACGUGUCGGAUCUAUUUAUUAUGGCAAAAGAUGACUAAAUCAAACUAUUUUUUUACAAACUCAUGAAAUGAAAGUAAUAGGUUAGGGUAGCGAGUGCAACAUAAGUAAGCGUGUGUUACACUAAUUCAUUAAAAACAAACAGAGUGAGUACUACACUUCCUACCUACCAUUAUUGGUUGGAUUUGUAAUACACAGAACAUUCUUCUCAUCUAUAGGGUAGUACAGCAGGUCACACAAUGAAAGAAUACAAAAGUUUAAAAUAAUAAUUAUUUGAAAUUAUGCAUGUCGUCGCUUCAUUUUGCAAUGCUCCAGAUUCUUGAAACUAAUUUGAUAGAUACAAACAUAAUUGUCAUUCCUUUUAUUUUCCAUACUUUAAAAAACAAUUUUUGUUAGAUCUAUCUUAUUAGCCACAGAAUCUUCUUUUUAUUAAUGGCUUUGCACGCAUAGU
Messenger RNA from Hyposmocoma kahamanoa, 8075 nucleotides. RefSeq names its product mediator of RNA polymerase II transcription subunit 12-like (gene kto). The coding region runs from base 8 to 7303 and encodes 2431 amino acids. Gene Ontology annotation, cellular component: mediator complex. The record is from RefSeq and is a predicted model, not a curated record. Gene Ontology annotation, biological process: regulation of transcription by RNA polymerase II. Gene Ontology annotation, molecular function: transcription coactivator activity. The transcript has 48 exons. NCBI's taxonomy places the organism in Eukaryota, Metazoa, Arthropoda, Insecta, Lepidoptera, Cosmopterigidae.